AUGUUCACUUUUGGUGAGCAUGACGCAUCUCAGUUCCACAUAAAUGCAAAUCACAACGCAAAUGAAGGAAAUUCAGCUACAGAAAGAAGCGAAGCAAGCCCUUUAGAAGAAGAUGAAGAAAUCAAAGAAAUGUUUUCAGAUAAAUGCAGAAAAUUAUCCAUUCCUACGAUAUCACUCUACAUUAUUAUGUGCAUCCAUUCAAUUACUGCUGGCUUGGCUCUCGGAAUUUUGAAGAAAUUAGAUGGUGUUAUUGCAAUUCUAUGUGCUAUUGUUGGCCAUAAGCCCGUAGAAGCUUUUGCAAUAUCACUUGUAGUCAUAAAGGAACGUCCACACAAAUUUUUGUUUUGGCCAUUGAUUAUUUUUUACACUCUCAUGACUCCUCUUGGCAUUAUUGUAGGUAUUCUUGUUGUAGAAUUCGUACAGAACAAUCUUGCGCUUGGAAUUGUCAGCGCAUUUUCUGCCGGAACAUUUUUAUUUGUAGGAGCUUAUGAAUGGUCAUACAUGGUCGCUGAUAAAGGACAAUUAGCAAACUGUGAAAAACUUUGGCAUUUCCUAAUGUUUUUCAUCGGAGUUGUUUGGAUGCUUUUAAUCGCAUUAGUUGAGACAUUAAGUCCUGAAGAAAACUAA
Trichomonas vaginalis G3 is the source of this 627-nucleotide messenger RNA. Its product is annotated as zinc ion transmembrane transporter protein. The transcript has a single exon. Gene Ontology annotation, biological process: zinc ion transmembrane transport. The record is from RefSeq and is a predicted model, not a curated record. Gene Ontology annotation, cellular component: membrane. Lineage: Eukaryota; Parabasalia; Trichomonadida; Trichomonadidae. The coding region runs from base 1 to 627 and encodes 208 amino acids. Gene Ontology annotation, molecular function: zinc ion transmembrane transporter activity.